GAGUCGGCGAGGGACAGGUGCACAUUGUCAAGGUGCCAAUUUGGCCUCUCUUCAGACGGCAACGUCUAAUCAAUGGGAGCCAAGGGCGAGUCGCGGCGGUGAAUGUCGUCCUCGAAACGCGCAUCUGAAAUCUAGACAUAUAGCUUUCUUUCUGACUCGCGCGCCCUCCUUCCAACAAUAUCUCUUCCCCUCGAACUUUGCGCCCCUCUACGACCCAUUUACCUAACCACGUAGUACCCACGACGUACCAUAAUCUUUCGCCAAAAUGGGUGGCGGACAACCUAAUGGACACUCCCGGCCGCUUACUGACAUCACAAAUGGCCGCCAGACCAAGUUCUUCGAAGACUAUGGUGUCUGGAACGAGGCUCCGGUCUUGACAGGCACUACCAAAUUUGAGCCACUUUCAGAUGUCAAGAAUAUCAUGAUCACUGGUGGAGCCGGAUUUAUCGCAUGUUGGCUGGUACGUCAUCUGACCUUGACUUACCCCCACGCCUACAACAUCGUGUCGUUCGACAAGCUGGACUAUUGCGCAUCAUUGAACAACACUCGCAUGCUCAAUGAUAAGCGGAAUUUCACAUUCUACCAUGGCGACAUCACCAAUCCCUCCGAGGUACUUGAUUGCAUGGAGCGAUACAACAUCGAUACCAUCUUCCAUUUCGCCGCUCAGUCUCACGUGGACCUUAGCUUUGGCAACUCGUAUGGUUUCACGCAUACCAACGUGUACGGGACCCACGUCAUGCUGGAAAGCGCUAAGAAGGUCGGAAUCAACCGGUUUAUCCACAUCUCCACUGACGAGGUGUAUGGUGAAGUCAAGGAUGACGACGAUGACCUCCUGGAAACUAGCAUCCUGGCUCCUACCAACCCAUAUGCGGCUAGCAAAGCUGCCGCCGAAAUGCUGGUCAAUUCCUACAUGAAGAGCUUCAAGCUUCCCGUCAUAAUCGUGCGAAGUAACAACGUCUACGGCCCACAUCAGUUCCCUGAAAAGAUCAUUCCCAAAUUCACCUGCCUUCUGAAUCGCAAGAGGCCAACGGUUCUGCAUGGUGACGGCAGUCCGACCCGCAGAUACCUUUUCGCCGGAGAUGCGGCAGAUGCCUUCGACACCAUCUUGCACAAGGGCUCCUUGGGACAGGUUUACAACGUCGGUUCGUACGAUGAAAUCUCCAACAUCAAGCUAUGCAGCAUGUUGCUUGUAGAAAUGGGCUUCCCCAACGAGACCAAGGCCGACUUCGACACGUGGGUGAAAUACACCCAUGACAGGCCUUUCAACGACCACCGCUACGCCGUUGAUGGGACCAAAUUGCGGCAGCUGGGCUGGGACCAGAAGACCUCCUUUGCUGAAGGUCUCAAGAUCACCGUCGAUUGGUACAGGCGGUUCGGGGAGGAGUGGUGGGGCGAUAUUAGCAAGGUCCUCAGCCCGUUCCCGAUCGUGAUCGAGAAGGAGGUUUUAUCAGAUAAGGAAGAAAUCACCGACACGCCUCAGGCAUCGAAGAAGAGGAAGAUUGACGAGAACACUGCCCCGGCGUCGGUGAUCGCUUGAAGGGCGAGGUUUGAGCGUGGCUCAUCCUUGUUGUAUUAGUAGUCUGCAUCUGUCCGGACUGGGAGGGACGUUCUAGGGGAAGCUCUGAAAACUUAUGGAGUGAGAUAUGUAACGGUUUAUUGGCAUUUUUGGUUUGAUAUACCAGAUAGUGAUGUCCCUCAGUCGUUCGGAUUGAUCGAUUGAUGGCUACGCAAGUAGAGAAAGUUCCAACCGCUUCACUCUAUAAUUUACGAUUGG
Pseudomassariella vexata is the source of this 1774-nucleotide messenger RNA. RefSeq names its product dtdp-glucose-dehydratase. NCBI's taxonomy places the organism in Eukaryota, Fungi, Ascomycota, Sordariomycetes, Amphisphaeriales, Pseudomassariaceae. The record is from RefSeq and is a predicted model, not a curated record. The transcript has 4 exons. Gene Ontology annotation, biological process: nucleotide-sugar metabolic process. Gene Ontology annotation, molecular function: dTDP-glucose 4,6-dehydratase activity. Bases 266 to 1537 code for a protein of 423 amino acids.